AAUAAAAAGUUGUAAAUGGGUCCUAAAAAGGAAAAAAAGAAGACAAAAAAAUUGAGCAAGGCUCAAAAAGCAAAGUUAAAAAAAAAAGCAGCAGAGUUAAAAGCAAAACAAGAAGAAGAAGAACGUAUACAAAAAGAAAAAGAAGAAAGAGAACGCAAAGAAAGAGAGGCCAAAGAAAAAGCUGAGAGAAAACUACUGGAAGAAAAGGAAAGAGGUCUUCAUCAAGACAAAAUUAAUGAACUAAAUCAACUGUUAGAAGAAAACAAUAAUAUUUUAAUGCAAUAUAAGAAAUCAAAAUUAAAAGCGGAAAAGUGGGAAAAAUAUAUGCUCUGUGAAGAAAGGCCAAACAUAUCAAAUUACAAGGAAAUGAAUACAUUUAUAAGUUUACUUUCCACUGAUGAAAAUAUGGUAAAUAUUAAAUAUGUCUUGGAAAAAUGUGACUUGAUUGUUAAGUUAGCAAAAGAAUGUGGAAAAAGUACUGAAGACAUUAUGUUGGAAAAUGCAAUUGUUGAAGAAAUGGGAGAAGCUAGUUUAAUGUCUUUACAAAAAUACAAUGAGUUGAAAGAUGCACUUCACAGUUUGAUCAUUAAUAAGAUAGAUGCUGUUACAAAGAAUCUUUUGGAGCAGCCUGUUAAUAUUAUUGAUUCAGAAACACUUAAUAUUACAUCAGAGAAUCAAAGCCAAAGUUUUAAGAUCUGUUUAUGGGGAAAUACAGGAAAGAAUCCAAGAGUCAAGCAAAUUACUUUUCAAAAUGAUAAGUUUACAAUGGAGCUUCCGAAAUUCAUGGCAUUAGCAGAUGUUGCUCUUCGUGUUAUUUACAUGAAAUUAGACAUUUUUUCAAUCCAGUGUCCAACAUAUUCUAUGAAAAUAAAUGCUGUUCAAAACAUACUAGAAGUCUCUAAAGAGAAAACAGUUGAAGGGUCUUCAAUAAAUGCUAAUCAAUGUAUUACUGAAGUACAGAGUAUUAGUGGAGAUAAAGAAAUUUCCACCAACACAGAUGAAAAUAAUUUACUUGAAACAAUCAUUGAUUUGAGACAAUAUCAUCCUAUUGGUUCAAUUUUUAUUGUUGAUUUAUUUGAACUUCCAAAUCAAGCAAAAGUAGUUAAAGGCUGGAACAUGCAACAAGUUAAUUAUGGCAAACUCAAGAGUUUUACUUAUAAUAAAGAUGAAAAUCCAUCACCAUUAGUUUUGACAGUAAGUAUUGAUGAAAAUAUUGUUUUAUAUGAUACUCCCCAGAUAGCUCAUUGGGACUCAUUGACAAAACAAUGGAAAACUAAUGGAAUUUCGGAUACACGUUAUGACAAAGAAGAGAAUCUUUUGUUUUUUCGGACAGAUGUGCUGGGUCCUUUUGCGUUGAUGCAGGAUGUGUAUUAUAACAUGCCUUUUCAAUAUUGGAGUGUUUGUCCACUUGCUUUAAAUAAGUGCAUCCUUAAAGUUGUUGGUGUGGCCAUGGAAAUAUUUAUUACAAUUAAGGAUGAGUUAUGCUGUGCUAGUUUUCCAAAACAUAACUAUCAUUUACAUCACUUAAAUGAUCAAUGGGUUACACCUAAAGAACUUAUUGAACUUUUACGUAGCACUGGUGUUAAUAUUUUUCCUUAUGAAGAUGGCUACAAGUAUAUUGAUGUUUCCCAAAAAGAUAAUAUUUUACUAAAAUCUUUGUAUCAACAAAUGUCAUUGUUAGCAUGUUCUUUUUCAUUUUGUUGGAGCAAAUGGAACAGUUUUUGUGAUGAAGAGAAUGUCGUUUUACAAGCAACUGAAUGGAUAUCUUUGAAUGAAUCUUUUGAACAUCCUGAAAUGAGUGACUACCAUUUGUAUUUGGCAACGACCAGGAUAUGCUGCAAAUUGAAAGUAAAUGAAAAUGCGGACGCUUUUUCUAAUGAAUUAUUCCCAGAAACUAGCAUGUUACCUGAUCUCUAUCAUACAUUACGCAAAGAAGCAAGCAGCGCUGUUCGUGCAAGAAUUAAAGAAACUUCAGUUUUAUUUGUUGAGUGUGUUAAUGAGUUAUUGUCUGCUUCAAACUUGCUUGUUUACUCUUGAAAAAUAAAAAAGUAAAAAAAUAUAUUUA
Hydra vulgaris (swiftwater hydra) is the source of this 2065-nucleotide messenger RNA. Its product is annotated as dynein axonemal intermediate chain 7. Gene Ontology annotation, cellular component: axoneme. The record is from RefSeq and is a predicted model, not a curated record. NCBI's taxonomy places the organism in Eukaryota, Metazoa, Cnidaria, Hydrozoa, Anthoathecata, Hydridae. Gene Ontology annotation, molecular function: microtubule binding; beta-tubulin binding.